CCAUGUUUGACUAGAUCUGGAGUGGAGCAAAAAGCCUAACGAAACAAGAUGGUCAAAAAGUCUAGGAGGACGUUCAGAACCCGAGAGAUCCAUCCACCGCGACGUCAGCCCUCCGGCGGCCGCCAGCUUGAGAGCGGCUGCCAGGACGUGCAUCCCGAUCCUCCAUGGUCGGCGGAUAAGAGAAACUGGGCGGCGCUGCCCCGUGACGUGCUGUGGGUCAUCCUGAGCCUUGUCCCGCAGGCUGACAUCCUCCGCGGCGCCGGGCUCGUCUGCGUCUCGUGGCGGCGGCUAGCCCACGACGAGCCUCUGUUUUGGCGCCACAUCGACCUCGCCGUCGCUGCCGACGAGGGCUCACCGGCGAGGUGGAUGCCGAUGGCAGUUGCGGCCGUGCGGCGCAGCGCCGGGCGCUGCGAGUCCUUCCGCGGAUGCGUCAUCGACAACUUCCUGCUCUUCCUCGCCCAGAGAGCGCCAUUAUUACGGAGGCUUCACAUGACGGGCAGGGGCCGACUCGAUAACACGCCUAACGAGAAGUUCAUGACGAUGAUGGCGAGGAAGCUCCAUCACCUGGAGGAGCUCGUGCUGGCGGAGAGCUUGAUUAAUGAAGCCUUGUUGGCCCCUCUUGUCGAUCACUGCCCACGCCUCCAGCUGCUCGACGCCGGCAGCUGUUACACCUAUAGGCCGUUUGACAGCACGCUGCGUGCGAGGCUAGAGGGCAGGAUCAAGGAUCUCCGGCUGCCCUAUCUGGCCGUCCUCUGCAGAUGAUAACUGUGUAUUGGGCCCCGCAUACUCGGACGACGGGACGUUUGGGCCGGCUGCGAAGAGCCUAAAAAAAUCCGGCUGUAAUGGCAAUAGGUUUUUUUGUACUACCUAGAAGG
This is a messenger RNA of Lolium perenne, 875 nucleotides long. RefSeq names its product putative F-box/LRR-repeat protein 9. Gene Ontology annotation, molecular function: protein binding. The record is from RefSeq and is a predicted model, not a curated record. NCBI's taxonomy places the organism in Eukaryota, Viridiplantae, Streptophyta, Magnoliopsida, Poales, Poaceae.